GGUCUGGCAUCGCCUAAACAUAGAUGGCGCAUUUCAAAAAUUGAUUUGACAGAGUGGCAGCGCCGCGUUCUCAUCUGUUUUUGUUUCACCUAUUGAAUUGAAUACGGGAGUUAAAGCAUGGCGAGCCUAAUACAGAAGAGCCUUCCACUGACCAAAACCAGCACUCCGGCGCUGCAGUUCCUCCGCUUCAGGGGCAAGAUCAAUAUACAGCGACCAAAGGAGCCACACUACGAGCGUGCCCGCGUCAUCGCCGUCACCCAUCCGAAAUAUCCGGAGCCACAUAAGGCCAAGAGUUGCUUCAAAACACGUGAGGAGCGCACGCAGCAGCAGCUGGAGAACCCUUACAACGAGAUCAUCGCACGCGAAGUGCGCAACUGGCUGGACCACUCCCGUCUGGUUGCCGUCUUCCACCUGAACUCCAUUACAGCCGACGAGAUAUUCCGCGUCCGCGUUCAACUGCACAAACAGAACCUGCACCUCAAGUCCUACGGCAGCAAGAUCAUCGCCCAGGCAGUAAAAGGUACUCGCUACGAGGCCAUCCUGCCAUUGUUCCACUCCAACCAUUGCAUUGUAUUCUCCCCGGACCAGCAGAGGACAGCCACCCUGCUGAGGAUCACCCGUAAGGUGCCGCAAAUGGUCCUCCUGGGCGGCAUCGUGGAAGACACCUUGGUCAGCAGGAACCAGCUGGUGGCCUACGCCCAGAUGCCAGGCCUGCAGGCGGCGCAGGCACAACUGGUCCAGACCCUCAACCAGGCAUCUGGUCAUCUUGUCCAGCAAUUGCAGGCCCAUCAGAACAGCUUCGUGCAAGUCCUCGAUGUCCAUGCAAAAAAGAAGGCGGCAGCUGAGUCCACGGAGGAGUCCAAGUGAAACAAGUUUGUUAAAUAACAAGAAAAUCGAAACUGUUACCAUUUGUCUUUCACUCUAAGCUAGCUGCUAAAUAUUCGUUGACUUUCGGCACGAUCAGGUUCUCACUUUCAUAGAUGCAGGUUGAUUAAAUGUGCUAACUUAAAAAUGUACACUUUUCAAUCCACUGCCAAGAAACUUAAAAAUAAAAACCAGACAGCCCA
Messenger RNA from Drosophila biarmipes, 1067 nucleotides. It is a transcript of the gene mRpL10, whose product is annotated as 39S ribosomal protein L10, mitochondrial. Gene Ontology annotation, molecular function: structural constituent of ribosome. NCBI's taxonomy places the organism in Eukaryota, Metazoa, Arthropoda, Insecta, Diptera, Drosophilidae. The coding region runs from base 118 to 867 and encodes 249 amino acids. The transcript has 3 exons. The record is from RefSeq and is a predicted model, not a curated record. Gene Ontology annotation, cellular component: mitochondrial large ribosomal subunit. Gene Ontology annotation, biological process: translation.